Molecule: messenger RNA, 1132 nt
Organism: Arachis duranensis
Lineage: Eukaryota; Viridiplantae; Streptophyta; Magnoliopsida; Fabales; Fabaceae
Product: transcription factor MYB8
Exons: 3
Coding region: 92-1108 (338 amino acids)
Source: RefSeq, a predicted model, not a curated record
AUAAAUGGAGUGCCUCCAAAUUCAAAUGCUGGUAUCAAUUCACUCUUGAGAGCAUUAGUGCUGGUUUUGGAAGAGAGAGAGAGAAAGAGAAAUGGGGCACCGUUGCUGCACCAAACAGAAGAUCAAAAGAGGGUUGUGGUCUCCUGAAGAAGAUGAGAAGCUUCUCAGAUAUAUCACAACUCAUGGCCACAAAAGUUGGAGUUCUGUCCCUAAAUUUGCAGGAUUGCAAAGAUGCGGAAAGAGUUGCAGAUUGAGAUGGAUAAAUUACCUGAGGCCAGAUCUGAAGAGGGGUUCCUUCACUUUAGAGGAAGAGCAGAUCAUAAUUGACAUUCAUAGAAUUCUCGGAAACAGAUGGGCUCAAAUAGCGAAGCACCUACCUGGUAGAACAGACAAUGAGGUCAAGAAUUUCUGGAACUCUUGCAUUAAAAAGAAGCUCAUAUCUCAAGGCCUAGAUCCACAAACACACACUCUUCUCUCUUCUCACAGGAGAAUUACAACCUCAUCAUCAUCAAACUUCUCUAACAAUAAUAAUGAUUCCUUUCUCAUUAUUACUUCAAAUAUGCCAAACAGUGUUAAUAAUAAUGCUCCCAUUAUUGAAACUAGCCAAGGCCUUUCUUCUUCUUCUUCACUACCUACCAAUAAUCAGGCUCAACCAAGUGUUGUUCAAGCACCGUCUAGCAUUGUUACCUCAUCGGAUUUUUGUUAUGAACCAUCAAGAAUAAUAGAGAAUAAUAAUAGUAAUAAUAGUAAUGUCUCCAAUAUUAUUUGUUCUCAUAAUUAUUCACCCAUGAAUAAUAGUAUCCCAUCUAAGAAUAGCUUAUUAUGGAAUUCAAGGACUGAUCAUGAUGCUGAAGAUUUCAGAGUUCAGACAUUGGAAGAAGGGCAAGGAAUGCAACAUUCACUACAUGCUGCUGAUGAUGAUGAUGAUGACGAGAUCAGAGAAGCUAAUAAUAUCAUUGAGAUGAAUACUAAUGCUUCUUUGGAGGGCUCCAAUAAUGAUAAUAACAAUAAUAAUAAUUUUGACUUUGGGUUGCUAGAAAGUGUACUUAACUCUGAAUUCAUGUCUCAUGAUAUCAACUAUAUGGAUGAACUUGCAUGGAACUUUUAGACCAUGCUUCAUUUAUCGUGUAAA